AGCGUUUCAAAUGACACUAAGGCACGUUGCGAGUGGUAAACGAACGGCUCCUGCCACUGCGAGCAUAGUUCAAUACAGGAAGGACCAGUAGGUACUUUCGGAAACAACACAGUAGGGCGAGCCUCCCGAGUAGAAGAAUGAAAUAUGAAAACUUUUGCGUUUGGCUGACGUGCUUUUUCGCCCUUUUAUGCCUUGGAGAACAGCUAUAUGGUUUUGAUCUUACAUUUUUUCGAAAACCCUCUAGGAAGGCGGUGAGAAGGUUGCUUCAGGACAGGGACGUGCUCCUUAUCAGCCGUGCCAUAUAUGGACGACCGGAUUAUCCUAUGUGUGUGCAAUCACGCUCACACGGAUUGUAUGCUGAAAAAAUCCGUGCCAAUUUCAGCUAUUAUGAAAAAGAUUUGAAGGAAAUGAAGACAAACGGUCAAAGGAUCUACCGAGAUACAUAUAUUGAUCUGUUCAAGAUAAAAAGGAAGAAAAUAAUGAACGUCUCUGCAUACAUAGUGAAUCAACAGUUAGACAAUAAGCUCUCUGGACAAUUCGUGAUCCUUUUUUCGAGCAAAACAUGUUUCAUUGCGGGCACAGAAAAAAACGCUAAACCUUCAAAUGGCGAAAAAGUGGUGGCCGGAACUUCUGCAGAAAAUUCAGCGUGCGUGCUGUGGCGAAAGGCACAUGGUACCGAAAAAGAGCGGGCUCAGUGCAGGAAGGCUUUCAAGCGGAAGUGCGGGCAAUACAGAGGACAUCGUCAUGUGUACAGCAGAGAAGAAUGUCUUGCUCAGAGAAAAGCAGAGUAAUGUUGAAAGCAGACACAUACUAUCGCUGUUCCGAAUUGCCGCUUCCUGCAACGACUUUCUUGAAACCACGACGCUCGUAUGCAUGAUUUAUUUCUUGGGAAAAAUUUGUGAGAAAACCUUGUAAAGGCCACGCACUUCACGUUCUGUAGUGCGAAAAUAAAAAAAAAAUAUAC
This is a messenger RNA of Rhipicephalus microplus (southern cattle tick), 964 nucleotides long. RefSeq lists its product as uncharacterized. The record is from RefSeq and is a predicted model, not a curated record. Lineage: Eukaryota; Metazoa; Arthropoda; Arachnida; Ixodida; Ixodidae.